Messenger RNA from Andrographis paniculata, 1204 nucleotides. RefSeq names its product ras-related protein RABC2a-like. Gene Ontology annotation, molecular function: GTPase activity; GTP binding. The transcript has 6 exons. The coding region runs from base 343 to 978 and encodes 211 amino acids. NCBI's taxonomy places the organism in Eukaryota, Viridiplantae, Streptophyta, Magnoliopsida, Lamiales, Acanthaceae. The record is from RefSeq and is a predicted model, not a curated record.
CUUUCGCGCAAAAACGGAAUCGCAUCUGAGUCUGAGCAUGUAAGAAAAGGAAAGGAAUAACGUUGUCCUCUGCUAACCGUUCACCUUCGGCUUUCUCUCUCUAUACAUAACGAAUAACGCAGUGCCGGUUGGAAAGAGGGGGAGAGAGAGAGAGGGACUGAGUGAGUGAUGGCGUAAAAGGUUUUAUCUGCUUGUGUUUUAGAGCUGUUUCUCUCUCUUACUGAUUGCACAUCGUCACUGUUGUAGUUGUUGGGGCAGGAUAUAGGAAAGGCAUAGUGAGGGAUUUAAGAGGAGUUGUGUUGAUUUUUUUUUCUAGAAAGAGAAAGUUUUUAACAUAUUUGGAUGGGGACUUCAGGUCAGGGGCAGAGCAACUACGAUCUGUCGUUCAAGAUCUUGCUCAUCGGAGAUUCCGCUGUCGGCAAGAGUAGCUUGCUCAUCAGCUUCAUUUCCAGCGCAGUUGACGAUCUUUCACCCACUAUUGGUGUUGAUUUUAAGAUCAAGUUUCUCACAGUUGGAGGUAAAAGGUUGAAGCUAACAAUAUGGGACACAGCUGGACAAGAACGGUUCAGGACAUUAACGAGUUCAUAUUACAGAGGUGCACAAGGGAUCAUUCUUGUCUAUGAUGUAACAAGGAGAGAUACGUUUACCAACUUAUCUGAUGUGUGGGAGAAAGAGUUGGAGCUAUACUCCACAAAUCAGGAUUGCAUCAAGAUGCUCGUUGGAAACAAAGUCGAUAGAGAAUCCGAACGAGUUGUGAGCCGAGAAGAAGGGAUGACCCUGGCGAAAGAGCUUGGAUUUCUAUUCUUCGAAUGUAGUGCUAAAACUUGUGAAAAUGUGGAGCUAUGUUUUAAAGAGCUCUCCUUAAAGAUAAUGGAGGUUCCAAGACUGCUGGAAGAAGGUUCAACAGUCGUCAAGAGAAACAUCUUGAAACAGAAGCAAGAGCAGCAAACACCCUCCGGUGGCGGCUGUUGCUCGUAGAUUGAACUUCAAUCCAUCGAUCGACAUAUUUAAUUGGUGUUGGCAUUUAUGUAAAUGAUAGUUUGUAUCCUUUCCCCAGUGGUGAUGGAAUUAUCCGAUCAGAUCCGACACGGAAGGCCCUGUAAUUAAAUUUACCAGCCCCCAGUUUGGUGUUGUGAUCUCUACAAUUCUGUUGAGAAUCCACCUGAACGAACUACGGUAAUUAUCCAAUUUACUAUUGCCUUUA